Podospora pseudopauciseta is the source of this 183-nucleotide messenger RNA. RefSeq lists its product as uncharacterized. The record is from RefSeq and is a predicted model, not a curated record. The transcript has 2 exons. Bases 1 to 183 code for a protein of 60 amino acids. NCBI's taxonomy places the organism in Eukaryota, Fungi, Ascomycota, Sordariomycetes, Sordariales, Podosporaceae.
AUGGUUCCCCUUUCAACCGCUCCGAAAAUCCGGGGGGGAUCGGCUUACCUUAGGCUAUUACUUACGCAGGCUAAGACAUUCAUGAAUCUCUACCAACGAUUGAUGUCAAGUGGCUGGAAGAAUCCCAUUGUCAAUACCGAGCAUGCUACUCUUCUUUAUACACUCCUAUCUGAGCUAGCGUAG